Molecule: messenger RNA, 9364 nt
Organism: Acipenser ruthenus (sterlet)
Lineage: Eukaryota; Metazoa; Chordata; Actinopteri; Acipenseriformes; Acipenseridae
Product: F-actin-monooxygenase MICAL2-like
Exons: 39
Coding region: 475-6306 (1943 amino acids)
Molecular function (GO): FAD binding; protein binding
Source: RefSeq, a predicted model, not a curated record
ACUGCCUAUCAAGAACGUGCUGACAACUUCUUAAAACGCUGACAGUCGCUCUAACCGGCAAGGGCUCGCUUUACUGGCGUGUCACUCCAGAGAGUCGGCAAAACUUGCCAUCGGACGUCAUUCUACGGGAGCCCCACCCCUCCCCAAAAAAAUACAGUGUGUGAGCAGUUCCCAGGCAUGCCUGUGAAACAUACCGGCACUCGAGCUCAUUGAGAGGACACUGGACGCUUACACAUUGUUACAGAUGUGGCUGGAGACCGUAAAAGAAGUAUAGAUGGUAGGAAUGUUUCUAACCCACUUCACUGCUACACAAUUCUUCCAUGGAAGUACAGCACAUGGCAAUUCAAAGUAUCAUCUGACAAGUGGAGAAUAAUUUUAGGUUGAAAAUGCUGAAAGACGGUCGCCAGUCAGUUUAGCUGCAGUACAGCUGGAAAGAGUAAGAAGCCUGUCUCCGCUGAGAAAUCUGGAGAGACCAUGGGCAACAACGACGAUGAGAAGAACAGCCAAGCCUGUCAGCUGUUUGAGAACUUUGUCCAGGCCUCAACAUGCAAGGGCACCCUCCAGGCCUUCAACAUCCUCUGUCGCCAGCUUGAACUGGACCCCCAGGAUUAUAAAAGCUUCUACACCGCGCUCAAGUCCAAGGUGACCUUUUGGAAAGCCAAAGCGCUGUGGAGUAAACUUGACAAGCGGGCAAGUCAUAAAGAAUACCAGAAAGGGAAAGCCUGCCCGGGUACAAGGUGUCUGAUUAUUGGAGGCGGGCCAUGUGGGCUGCGCACUGCCAUAGAACUCGCUCUCCUUGGCGCCAAGGUGGUGGUGAUAGAGAAGAGGGACACCUUCUCCAGGAACAACGUGCUACACUUGUGGCCUUACACCAUUCAUGAUCUCCGAGGACUCGGAGCCAAAAAGUUCUAUGGAAAGUUCUGCGCCGGGGCAAUAGACCAUAUCAGUAUUCGACAGCUGCAGCUGAUGCUGGUAAAAGUAGCUCUUAUAGUCGGGGUAGAAUUUCACGUCAACGUGGAGUUCGUGAAGCUCCUGGAACCUCCUGAGGAUCAAGAGAAUCAAGGAAUUGGCUGGCGAGCUGAAAUACGGCCCAUGGAUCACCCUGUUUCAGAUUUCGAGUUUGAUGUGGUUGUGGGGGCAGAUGGACGGAGAAACACUCUGGAAGGUUUCAGAAGAAAAGAGUUCCGUGGAAAGUUGGCCAUAGCGAUCACUGCCAACUUUAUUAACAGAAACACAACGGCCGAAGCCAAGGUAGAAGAAAUUAGUGGUGUUGCUUUCAUCUUCAACCAGAAAUUCUUUUUGGAUCUUAAAGAAGAAACAGGAAUUGACCUGGAGAACAUUGUAUAUUAUAGGGAUAACACCCAUUACUUUGUAAUGACAGCAAAGAAACAAAGCCUGCUGGACAAAGGGGUCAUUAUUCAUGACUACAUUGACACUGAGAUGCUGCUCAGUAGCGAGAACGUGAAUCAGGAAGCCCUGCUUUCAUAUGCACGGGAAGCAGCUGACUUUGGUACCAACUAUCAACUUCCGUCUCUGGACUUCGCAAUAAAUCACUACGGCCAGCCUGACGUGGCCAUGUUUGAUUUCACAAGCAUGCACGCCUCUGAGAACGCAGCACUGAUCAGAGAGAGGCAUGGGCAUCAGCUGCUUGUAGCUCUGGUUGGAGACAGUUUACUGGAGCCUUUCUGGCCCAUGGGGACCGGUUGUGCUCGAGGUUUCCUGGCUGCCUUCGACACGGUGUGGAUGGUGAGGAGCUGGACUCAGGGUAGAGCCCCGCUGGAGGUCUUGGCAGAGAGAGAGAGUAUUUACCGACUGCUGCCUCAGACAACCCCUGAAAACAUCACAAAGAACUUUGACCAGUACACAAUCGAUCCAGUGACUCGAUAUCCAAACCUCAACUGCACCUGCGUGCGACCUCUCCAGGUACGCCACUUGUACAUUACCGGUGAAUUGCAACUGUGUACCCUUGAAAGAGCAUCUUCAAUCAGACGAUCUGUUAAUCUUUCACGACGGGAAUCUGAAAUUCGACCCAACAGGCUUUUGACCUGGUGUCAGAAGCAGACGGAGAGCUACAAGAAUGUUCAUGUAUCCGACCUCACCACCUCAUGGAGGAGUGGCCUGGCACUGUGUGCUCUUAUACACCACUUUCGACCUGACCUUCUUGACUUUGAUUGUCUCAAUGAAGAAGAUGUGGCCGAAAACAACCAGCUGGCGUUUGACAUGGUAGAGCGGGAGUUUGGUAUUCCUCCAGUCACUACUGGAAAAGAGAUGGCAGCUGACAGUGAGCCUGACAAGCUAAGCAUGGUCAUGUACCUCUCCAAGUUCUACGAGCUCUUCCGAGGGACACCACUGCCUGCAGCUGGCAAUUUAAGGAGAGAAAUUGGCGAGAGUAAUGAAGUUUCUUCAGCAAAGUCAGCAAACCCUCUUUAUAACUUCCUUAACUUAACUCUGCCAAGAAAACGAACACCAAAGGAUGAUAAAAAAGUGGAAGAAAACGACACUACAAGCAAAAGAAGGAGAAAGGGAUUCAAUCAUUUGGAGGAGGCUUCUAACUUCUCCAGUCAAAGUCCUGGGAGUGAAGGGGGAGAGGCAAAGGAUGGUGGGAAUCAAAACAAAGUCAAAUCAAUGGCUUCUCAGUUGCUGGCCAAGUUUGAAGAAAAUGCGCCCAGCUCAUCUCUACGGAGAAAGACUGGUUCAAAUGCUACAAAACCACCAAGGCCACCUUCUCUUGAUAUGUCAGAGAGUCCCCGAUUCACCAAACCUAAGGACCAAAACCCCAUCCCUUCUAUUCCACCGAAAAGGCAGUUUCAGUCUCCAGCCAGUGCUCAAUAUGUGGUAAACAGAACACGCCAGGCAUUGCACUGCGCUGAGUACAUUCCCAGGAAACCUAAACAAGCUGAUAAAACAGACACGCAGGCAGAGAGCACAGGCCACUCGGCUUCUAGCCGCUCCACUGUCUUAGCAGUGUCAGGAAUGCUACAACGCCUUCAGCGGCUUGAGGAUCAGAUCAAUCAGACCUCCCUGCCUGCCCCCAGCUCCCCUCCUCCCGAGCCUAAAAUUGUCUUGGCCCGUCCCUCCCCUGACUCUUGUGUUGCUUCUUCUUUUCCAUCUCAUGCAACAGCUCCAUCUGAACCUGCUCCACAGAGGAGAUCUCAGUCUCUAUCAGCUAGGGAGUUUCACAAAAAGAACAUAAAGGAGAAGGCAGCCCAUCUUUGUUCAUUAUUUGGGUACAUGGCUUUCCAGCCUCAGACUGCUCAGCCUGCCCUCAGCUCCCCCUCUCCUGGGCCCAAAGCUGUGUCCACCUGCCCUUCCCUUGACUCCUCUGCUGCUGCCAGUCUUAAAUCUCAUGUAAAACCUCCACCUCCUAAACCUGCUCCACAGGAUCUAGAUAAGCUGUCCUAUAGACAGGAAAAGACACUUGAACAAUUGAAAAAUGGAAAUUUGUGCAUUGCAAAUGUUACUUCUCAUGUAAUCUUUCACAACCACCAUUUUGAAAACAAAGAAACGAACCACACUGAACCCAUACAUGCUUCAUCAGGCCAGAGGACUGUGGGGAAGGUUUCCUCUGUCAUAGGAUCUAUGGCUGAGGUACUAGUCACUCUCUAUGAGAAUGACCACAGACCCAAAGCACGUUCUACUUCCCCUGUGCCGGCCAACACGUCCGGGCAAGGGGGCAGAUACUGGAAACCUGGCUUGGGCUCUCUGCGUAAGGAGUUCCCCCAGACACUGGGUGGCAGUGACAGCUGUCACUUCUGUACGAAGCGUGUGUAUGUGAUGGAGCGGCUGAGCGCAGAAGGCAGGUUCUUCCACAGGGAGUGCUUCAGGUGUGACUCCUGCAACACUAUCCUGCGCAUGGGCAUCUACGCCUUCGACACAGAGGAAGGUAAAUUUUACUGCAAGACACAUUUUGCUCAAUGCAAAACCAACAACAGGCACAGAAAGCAGAGAACUGAGUUACAAAAGGAGGACACAGGGCUGUCAAAGCAGGAGGAGGCUUGGUCUUCCCCAGACUCGGCAAAUGCCUACUCUGCUGCCAUCACCUUGGAGGACAGCCCCCCAGCCCAGACCUCCGUGAGAGCAAUCCCUGAAGAAGACAUGACAGAUCAUAACCUUCUGGCAGUGCACGUCCUGGUAACCAGUGAUGCCAAUGAUCAGUGUUCAGACACCGAAUCUGACCCCUGUAGCAGCUCCUUGAAUAGCGCUGGAGCAGAGAUCCCAGAUUUCAACUCCUUUACACCCAAGCCAGUCACAGAUAGUUCAGAAGGACACUUCAGAAGACAGGACUGUGACCUGAGAGAGGAAAACUCCAAACCUGAUGAUGCCAUGCAGCUCUCCAGUAAGUUGCAAUCAUCCCAGCCAUCACCAUUUGACAGGCAUAAUAGAUGGAGAAGAAAAAUUCAGACAACUCUGCCUUUAAUCAUGUAUAAGAGAUCUUACCAACACUCUGGGGGUGACACCCACAGCGUUCCAGAGGAACUCUCGAGAUCUCAGAAGCUCUCUGAACAAAGUUCAUCUGAGCAUUUACAAAGGCAUUCUGAAUCGUGCAGCCCAAUUGAGACAAGUACAGACAAGACUACACCAUCACCCAUUGCUGACAGGGAAACCUAUACACCAUUUACAGAUACCAAAAAAGGAGGCGCUGAGAGUCUGUUUCCAAGUCCUUAUUCUACAGACACAACCAGAAUAAGUGUCACUUGCCACGAUGAAGGAAAAAAUGCAGAUGUAUAUAAAGAAACGAAACAGCUGAUAAGGAAAAGAUUAACUCUGUCCCCUAAAGAGAAAGCUAAGUUACUUGACUGGGAACUGUCUGCCCCAGAGGACACAGCUAGGCAGAGAAAUAAAGGAGAUAAUAGCAACUCCAGAGCUAGUGAUCAUGUUGGUUCUUCAACUAGUGCUGCCAAAGUGCCUUCAACUGUGGAUUCCGGUCGUGUGGUAGAACUUCCAAAAGUGCCUUCUUCCAGCAAUGAUAAUGACAGUGAAGACUCUCAAUCCCCUCUACAAUUUUUAGCCAAUGCUUUUAGAAAAUCUUUCAGAGGAUCUAGCAGCACUUCUUCUUCGAACAUCAGAAGGACUGAAAAGGCUGCGCCCAGGACUAGACCCCUCUCCGAAGGAUCUUUCUUUGACUUUAGCGCUGUGUUUGGCAAACCAGUGGAUGUGUUGACCAGCAAUGAGCCACCUCAAGCCUCUUCACACCUACCGGCAUCAGAAAUAGCUGCGGCAGGACAGCCUGUCAUCAAGGUAACUCCGUGCUCUGGUAUCAGUACUGAAGGACCUUUGCAGGGUCCCUCAAGGAAUACCAGGAGAGCCAGGGUUGAAGCCCAUGAUACAAUGGAGGAUGAUAUGCCAAGAUUAUUAGAAAAGGCUUCAUUGAUCGAGAAGCCAAGCAGCUCCUCCAGUGACGAUGUAUCAUUUCUCUCGCGGAGAAAACCCGGUUUCUUUUCCUCCUUGAGAAUAAAGAAGCCAGAACAGACAAAGAAUGGUCAACAAGGUUCGGAAGACGUAAGUGGCAAGAUUGAUAUCUGGAGGCUUCUUACCAGCUUUAGAAAGAAAGGGUCUGAGAAGGAAACAAAGGAAACUCCAAUGAGUGCACUUCCUGCAGACUCAUUAUCAAAUGCGACACCAUCUUAUGUUCUGUCUGCAGCAAAAAAGCCAGGCCCCAGUCAGCUGCCUGUGGGGAGCUUCAUAAACCACCAGGACGACAGCUCCUCCAGUGAGGACCCUGAGGAGAAACCUACUUCAAAACUAAAGGCGACUACGAGCUUCAGACGAAAGAAGAAGCAGGAGAAGGUCGCCCAACACCAGGCACGACAAGAAGAGCUAAAAAGACUUCACAGGGCCCAGGUUAUACAGAGGCAGCUGCAGGAGGUGGAGGAGCGGCAGAGAGCCUUGGAGGAGCAGGGUGUUAAACUGGAGAAGGCGCUGCGGGGAGAAUCAGAUUGCAGCCCAAAAGAUGAAACGCACCUUCUACACUCCUGGUUUAAACUGGUUCUGGAGAAGAACAAGCUAGUCCGCUACGAAUCUGAGCUCAUGAUAUUUGCCCAAGAUCUGGAGCUUGAGGACUGUCAAAGCAGACUGCAGCAGAGGCUACAUGAGAGAAUGGCCUUUGAUGAUUCCCAGAAAAGUCAGCAGGAGCGUGCUGAGGAGCAGCAGGUCCUGGAGAAGAUGCUGGGGGUGGUGGAGAGACGAAACAAACUGGUGGCUCUUCUGGAGGAGCAGAGGCUACGAGAGAAGGCAGAAGACAAGGACUUGGAGUGUUGUGCUAUCCAAAGGGUACCACUUUCACUGGACCUGAAUCCUCCAAUGUGAAGACAAAGAGUGGCCCAGCAUUUCAACAGCACCAAUGCACAUUCAAGCAAACUGUAUUUCAAAUACAGCUGGAUAUAAAAAGACAUUUGUUUUGAUUUUGCAGACUGAAGGUGAAUAUUUAUUUAUAUCAGGACCAGUUUUAUGCAGACUGCUGUGCAGGAGAGUGUAUAUAUAUAUAUAUACAUUUAUUUAUUUAUUUCGUUCAAUUUAAGAUUGUAGCUGAAUAAUUGUUAAUGCACAGUACAAGUUUUAUGUACAGUACUUCAAGAGCCUUGCUCACAGGAAAAGGACGUCUGAAUGAGAUUCUAUUAGUUUCUGUAACUGUCAUUGCUGAAAAAGGGGUUGUCAUUAUAAUACUGCCCAGAAAAGAAAGCCGAAUAGCAGAACACAACAUUACCAUUGUUGGCAACACAGUGGAUUUGGAAGUAAUACUGUGUUGCACUGUGGUAAUGAUACAAUAAAUAACAGUGCCUAUCAGUCUAUUUAUCUUAUAGCUAUCGGCUAUCCACCAUGAUUCCAUGCAAGAACCCAUGUGGUCACAUUUCAAGAUACACAUCUUCUGUACAUUUCAAUAAAAAGGGAAACAAACCUGUUUUUGUUUGCUUUAGAAAAAUGCAUAGUAUUUGUACUCAUGUGUUCAGCUCAUGUGUAAUAUUUGUACACCAUAGUCUAAACCCUGGUCCAAGACUAACCCAAUGCAGCUGUUUUUCUUUUCGUUUGGUCAUUUGCAUUUUGUAUACUGACAUUUAAACAUAAAUUGCUUUAUUAGGCUUUUUGGUGCACUUUGUUUAUCCCAGAGAAAUAGACAUGCUCAUAAUUGAAUACUUGAAUAAAACAUCCCAGAGUGCACUUUAGUGAAAGCUAAGUAAAUCUAGCCUAAGUAAGUCUAUUUCGCAAGAAAUAAUUAAAAACAUAUUCAGGAAGCAUAUGAAGCAAUAUUGAAGAAUAUUUUAUAAAAAUAGUCAAUGCCAGAGCAAAUACAUUGUUCAGUACAGAAGAAUACAAAUAAAAAAAUGUAGUUUUCUUCUUGCCAAUGUUGCCUGCAUAUUACUCAAUAUGUCGGGUGAUUAAAAUCCAUUUUCUUAAUUCCGACUUUUUAACAUUAUUUCUGGUCCAAUUUUAAUGUGCUCAGAAUUUUGGGGUUCACUUUUUAAAAUGAAUUAUUCUGCCCCAUAGAAAUGCAAUACAAAUAAUUAGCAAUAGAUAGAUAGAUAGAUAGAUAGAUAGAUAGAUAGAUAGAUAGAUAGAUAGUGGACAAAAAAUGGAAGCACCUGGGUGUUUAUUGAAAGCAAGGCCUUCCACACAGAUGUGGCUCAUGCAUUAAUUAAGCAAAUAACAUCCCAGCAUGCUUAGGGUCAUGUAUAAAAAUGCUGGACAGGCCAGGUUGCCUAUAAUUAUGGCUAGCAUGGCUGCAAGAGGAGACCUCAGUGACUUUGAAGAGGGGUGAUUGUUGGGGUGCGUUUGGCAGGAGCUUCAGUGACCAAGACAGCUCAACUUGCUGAUGUUUCACGAGCAACGGUGUCUAAGGUGAUGUCGGCAUGGAACACCGAGGGAAAGACAUCAUCAGCAAAGGGCAACAGUGGGAGGAAGCGCAUACUCCAGGAUCGUGAUAUCAGUGCACUAAUUUGAAGUGCAAGGCAAAACAGGCAAGCAACUGCAGAUCAAUUGACUGCAACUUUCAACCUGGGCCGCGAGCAACAGGUUUCAUCAAAAACGGUCCACCGAUAAUUCCACAGAGCGGGUUACCAUAAUGGCCCAACGCCCUAUUAAGUGACUUUACAUUGGUGUUUCCAUUUUUUUGUCCACUAUGUGUAUGUAUGUAUGUACAGUAUGUGUGUGUGUGUGUGUGUGUGUAUAUAUAUAUAUAUUGAUUUAGUGUUUUAUUUGGUGUAGUGGUUCAUAUACUUACACUGGAUUAUACAGUGCAUUUCUAUGUGUGUCUGUAUAAUAGUUUAUGCCCAGUUCCCAUUUUCAGUAACCAGGUUAUUUACUGAUACUGAUAGGCUGCUGGGUUACACUAGCUUGCUCAGUGAACAGGGACACCUCUUACUCUAGUGCAUUUCAAAGGACUUGCAAUGUAUCCAGUUUAUGUAAAUGACCUAUGAAAUAUGUUCUUUGCUUCAUUGUACUGUCUAUAAAAGAUGAAUGCAGUAGUAUAUUGAAAUUCCUUUUUAGUGCAUAUAAACCCACUGAACAAAACAGUAGAGGUAUGCUUAAAAAGAAGCAAUUAAUUCACUUUCUACUUUAUUUUUAUUUAUUUAUUUAUUUUUUCUUGUAACCAUGAUUUGGUUGAUGGUUCGGAAGGGCUCCUCCCCCUUCCAGUGUUCAAUCAGUCACACCACGUCAGGCAUUUGAAUGUGUUAUCGAGCCGUUUAUACUGUAAUGGACAGUGUAUGUACACUACUUGAAUGUAUCAUGCAAUUACCCAAGACCGACUUGGAUGUAGUAAAUUCUAGAACUUCCCAGAGAUCUUUUUUCUACCUCAUGUAAUACAGCAAAUACCUACAAUACCUAUAGGGCAGCAGUGUGGAGUAGUGGUUAGGGCUCUAGACUCUUGACCAGAGGGUCGUGGGUUCAAUCCCCAGUGGGGGACACUGCUGCUGUACCCUUGAGCAAGGUACUUUACCUAGAUUGCUCCAGUCAAAAACCAACUGUAUAAAUGGGUAAUUGUAUGUCAAAAUAAUGUGAUAUCUUGUAACAAGAAAUAAAUAAUAAUAAUACAAAAGUAUAGUUUCUUGUUAUACUAUGCACCAUAUUCAUACAUUCUGAGAUAAAAACUUAAAGCAAGGAUGUUGUCUGAUGUCUUCAUCUGUGUUACUUCAUGAAGGUAUUAGUGUAAAUCUGCCUAUUUGCCAUUAGGAUUAGUCUAUGUGUAGCAUUUACUCCAGUGAACAUGCUCACUAAAUUGUAAAAUGUGUCACAAUAAAAAAACUAUUAUUAUUAUUAUUAUUAUUUAUUUCUUAGCAGACGCCCUUAUCCCUCUCCUUCAAAUAUAAUAUAUAUAUAUUUAUUUAUUGUUUUAUACAUAAUGUGUCUGAUAUUGUAAUUUCUGUACCAA